Somion occarium is the source of this 2763-nucleotide messenger RNA. The record is from the annotation of a GenBank genome assembly. Lineage: Eukaryota; Fungi; Basidiomycota; Agaricomycetes; Polyporales; Cerrenaceae.
GUCUCCGCAUCAGGACAGUUGAAAGGGGAUGUGGCUGACAUAUACAUGGGCCAUCAUAUCCAUUGACAUCUAUUCCACUCAUUAUUGUCUUUCAUAGUUCGCGCGCCAGUGUCGUAGGGCCCCGGAUCCGAUACACUUUCUUGCCAAUUUCGUUCUAAGUAAACACAGGCUCGCAGCUGAUGAAUUUGCUCUUUCUGGUACAGACCUCCCAAAAACUCCAUUCCCGCCCAUCCGACCCUCCUGACGAAAUUUCGGAUCUCAUCUUACGGAAGGACAGGAGAACAAAAAGCUGCCUGACAUGGAAUGCGGCUCUGUCUUUUCCCCGACUUCUUAAACAGCCCCUGUGCGAACAUGUCCCUCUCUCUAUUGUUCUUACAUGAUGAGCCUGAAGCCUAUCCACUGCUAUUGGCAGGAUCUCUUGCUACCCUUCGCUGAGUGGUCUUAUCGUGGUCUUCGCGACUCUUCGUCCAAACGCAUCCUAGCUCACCCAGGUUCCUCGCGCUCAAUAUACGACGUUUGGCUAGAUUCAACCACAAUCCCUGGUGACUCUAUGGGCCGCCUUUUACCUGGCGCUCAUCGCUCACUCACUAAUAAAAACCUAAAGCUCUCCUUAGAGAUUGCCAGUAAAUGCAUACUCGAAUUCUGUGGGUUGAUAUGGAGUCUGCACCCUUACAGACUGCUUGCCAUGAUUUCCUCUAAUAUCUUCCGCGGUAUUCUUCCUGCCUUUAGAGGUUAUUCUCAGGCAAUGAUCAUUGAUGAGAUACAAUGCCUUUUCUCAUCCGGAGACUUUACGUUGACCCGCCUGUUCCACCUGCUGGCAUUCGAGAUUAUUCGAAUGGGGUCCGAGAGCGUCCUGGACACACUUGCGACAAACAAUGAGCAGACGUUGAACAACUCUAUACGCUUUGUGAUGGAACACAAGCAAAUGGAGCAACGCUUACGCAUGGAUAUUCCAACCAUGGAAGAUCCUGUGACUCGAGACCUAUUCCAGGAAGCAGACCUUUUCGUCCGGUCGUUCAAUGGCAUGUCUAGCUUUGGAUUACUGUCGCCAUUCGACGUGAUUCGCCUGUUGACUUUGUUCUCGGAGCUUGUUUCUCACAUCGUCAUCCUAUAUUCCUUAACACUCAAUGACACCCCUGUGUUGCUCUCGACCAUUUCUAUACUCUCUACGCUCUAUCCGCUCCUCAUCCCAUGGCUAAUUCCCAGUCGAACGUAUUACGAUCAAAAUCAAAAUCCGCGACAAAGUCGGUUGGCAGAAAAACAAGAGCGAAUGCGCUCUUUAGCGCAGAGUGAUUCCUACCGUCCGGAGGUGAUUGUAUUCGGACUGGGUCCUUGGAUACUGCGCAAUUGGGCGGUCGCACGUAGGGCAACGCUCGGGCUUGGACAACCGCAAUCAAGAAGUACAACAGGCCCGUUAUCAGCACUGCUUACGCCCGUGGAUACUACAGGCCUAUUUACAGCUUUGCAAAAUGUCCCAUUGGUACUGGCAUUACAGGCGUCAUCGGUAUCUCUUGGGUCUUUCACGUUGUACCGCAGCUCUCUCCAGAGCCUUGUGUAUACAUCACGCAAUUUCUACAACACCGUUCACAUGGCAUAUCAGAGCAUAUUUUUGUUGGGUGCAUUCACGGCUUCUAUGCAAAUCAAACCUAGCAUGCAACCUAAAUCAGAGAAAGUUCUACCGUAUGUUCACUCACCGAGAGGCAUGAAAAUUGAAGCUAGGAAUAUAUGUUUCACCUAUCCUGGCAGUACAGUGCCUGCCUUAAACAACGUUUCGUUCAGUCUGGAACCAGGUGAAACCCUAGCCGUUGUCGGGUUUAAUGGAUCCGGCAAAUCCACGUUGGCGAAUAUCCUUCUACGUGUGUUUGAAUUCGGGAGCGGCAACUUGUUUGUCAAUGGCUGCGACAUACGCAGAGUUGAGCCUGCAGAAUAUCACGAACACGUUGCAGCCGUUUUUCAGGGCUUCGCCAAGUUUCAUGCUUCUGCGAGAGCGAACAUUGGCGUGGGUUACGUAGCUGACAUACACAAAACCUCAGCAAUAGAGAGAGCUGCAGAACUCGCAGAUGCUAGACAUCUCCUUGAUUCCCUUCCGAAGGGUCUAAAUACAAAUUUGGAAGCGACGCAAGAGGCACGUACACCAUUUGGAAUUACGUCUCAACAUUGUCAAUCCUCCAGUCGCCACGGUUUGUCAGGAGGCGAGUGGCAACGAAUAGCUAUCUCUCGUGCAUUCAUGCGAGCGCGGCGGCCAGAGGUCGAGCUGUUGUUGUUCGAUGAACCCACCUCAUCUCUCGAUGCCCAUGCUCAAAAUCGAGUCUUUGACACAAUCGAAGAACUCUCGACUUCACCCUCAGGUGGUCGAUGCAAGACAGUGAUCUUCAUAACGCACCGCCUUUCCACCGCUCGCCGAGCAGACAAAAUUGCUAUGAUGGAAAAUGGUUCUAUCACUGAAUUCGGAAGUCAUCAAGAGCUGUUGGAACGCAACGGCUCCUACGCCUCAUUAUAUCGAGCUUCGGUAUAAAACGAUUCAACACAUCCUGUGGACAGGUCAAAUUUUGAUUUUUUUCAAGACUGUUCACAUUGUUUUUUGCUCUAUUGUUAUAUUAUGAGUACAUUUGGACCUUAGAUUAGUACGUAGUAGGAUUAGGCUCGUUUAGAGUGGUCGAAAUAUGUCAAGAUUCCAUCUUGAAGCAGUGCGUCUACACCGCUGGCACCCCCAGAAAACACAGUCAGAUCAUCCGGCCUGCCGAAUGCACUGACUAGCAGACC